AUGAUAUUUAUUCUAUGUUUAUUGAUUUACUUUCAUGGGAUAUCUAUAUUUAUUGUUGGGAUUUUUCAAAUUUUGGAGAGUAUGAAGAUGUAUAAAAUUUUCAGGAUUAAAUAAAUACCAUUUAAAUAUUAGAUAGUGAUAGAAGGAAAUCAUUAUACAUUUGUUGAUACAAAACAAUAUGAAGAAAUUCUUAAAGAUAUAUUCAUUAAAGAUUAGCCAUGUCAUCACUUAAAAUUAUAGAAGGAUUUAAAGGAGAAUAGUAUAUAGUUAGAGAAUUCAUCAGUAAAUAUAGAAGGAUAUAAGAUUUGGGAAAAAUAUUCUCCAACAAUACUUAAUUAUUCAUGGGUAUUUUAAGUUGAUUCUGAAGAUGGGGGAGAAUUUUGGAAAAUAAUGGAAGAAGGAUCUGAUUUUGAUGGAGCUCCAUUAGGCCAUGGUUCAUAUGUUCAUCAUUAUCAACGUAUGAAGCAUUAGCAAAAACAAAUAAAGAAGUGA
Paramecium sonneborni is the source of this 492-nucleotide messenger RNA. NCBI's taxonomy places the organism in Eukaryota, Ciliophora, Oligohymenophorea, Peniculida, Parameciidae. The record is from the annotation of a GenBank genome assembly.